UCUGCCCUCACUUCAAGGAAGUCGUGAGUCCCGCUGUCCACUACCUUUGAUGCCGCGUGUCGCUGAGCGUUGCUCGUCUCUGCAGUGCGCUACUUGCUCCUUCGACGGACGGGAAGAGAACGAUACCUUCUUUGGGUUCGACCCCAUCAACCGCGAAGGUAUCGAGGCGCCUGCGUCGAGCGUCAACAAGGAAGGUCAGUACGUGUGCAAGAAGCAUGGCUCUGCCGCUUGCACGCAGUGCUACGGUUGGAAGAAGCAGAUCACGCGGGCCCGGACGGCCGCGAAGAAGGCUGGCAGGAAGUAAUACUGAAUGCGCGUGUGCUGUGUUGUUGUAUGUGUUGUUGUAUUGUUAGCUGUCGGAAUGAGCUGGAAGGAUGCGCAAGUUGUGUAUUAUAUCGAAGCAAUGAACUCUGCACUGGCAUGAAGUCGAACAUCAUCGAUGCGUCCACUCCAGUGGCAGUUGAUUAGACGGUUAUUACUAUUGGAUCUAUGAACGUCCAGAGCAGCCGCUCGUCCCUCUACUAAAAAGUCUGUAGGGAACCAGUCGUUACCUCAAUC
Messenger RNA from Rhodofomes roseus, 558 nucleotides. RefSeq lists its product as uncharacterized. The coding region runs from base 50 to 304 and encodes 84 amino acids. The record is from RefSeq and is a predicted model, not a curated record. The transcript has 3 exons. Lineage: Eukaryota; Fungi; Basidiomycota; Agaricomycetes; Polyporales; Fomitopsidaceae.